GACGCCCCUUAGUUACCCAACCCCUCAGGGCCGAGCUGUAACCUGCAGCAUAGCGUCUGUUCCUCUUCGGAGACCUUCUGCCGAAUCAAACACCCGCACGCUUUAGGCACCGUCAACGUCACUCGCACACCCAACCGACCAGCUAGUCAGCUAGUCAGCCAUGGCCAACCCGCGGUGUCCUCACCAAUGGGGGAUCGUCCAGACCAGCAACGGCAGCAUCCUGACCUGGCGCUGCUCGAUAUGCAACGGCGGCCCUUUUGUCGGCAUCUGGCGCUGCAAGGUGUGCGGCUUGAUGAAGUGCAACCCUUGCUACACCAAGUGAAAAAGUGAUAACCAGCCGGCAAAUAUGUAUCUCGACCAUCCACAUCGGUGCUAUGAUCAUGUUUACUUUUGAUCAACGCCACCGGCUUUUUUUCUUUUCCCUUUCCUUAUUAUUGUCGUUUUCUUUCUUCUGCAGGGAUCUUGGGGAGCAAAGGUACUUGCAUCAUGCAGGCAAUUAAUACGUCUGCAGACCCUUCUUCCUGUCCCCUGCCUUCAAAAUAACAACACAAUUCUCAGUGCACUUUAACCAUUGUGCCCUGCAUGUUCGCAUCAAUAUCCUUCGCCGAGAUCUCUCGCUUCACACCGCUCGUGCAAACACAAUAAGAGUGUAUCUUGAACAUGCCCGGCUGACCAAUCACCCUUGAUGUGUCUGUUCCCUUUUUCGAUUUCUAUAUUUUUUAUUCUCGAUGUAUCGGACCUCAGCCUUCGAAUUUGCGCUCGCGGCUAUGCUUCUCUUCUCUCUUGAGGGGCUAUCUCUUUUUUUUUUCUUUUUUCCUGUUUCCUCAGUCAAUUGACUUGAUACCCAAUUACGAGCCUGCAAAUUUCACGGAUUAUAUGCAUUCUUACUUUUUCUGCGUUAUUCCACUCUCCUUCCCACCUAUUACUAGCGUUUCGCCUUUUAUAUAUACAUUUAUUAGCCUGACUAGUUAACUAUCGGAAUAUAAAAUGUGAGUCCGAGACGGCAGUUUCACGGGAACCUACAGCGUCCGAAUUAGUACUCUGCAGACAGGAAGUUCUUACGUUGUUCAAGUAAUCAAGUAACCCCUAGUCAUAUGGGGAAGGACUGUCCGAGUAGAGCGCAGAGAGAGCCUUAUCGCCGUGCAUAACCACUUUGCACGAAGUCAUUUUUACCUUCGUUAACUUGGUUGCCCCUGGCCACAUCCUGCCCUGAGCUCGGAGUCUAUCUCAGCACGGAUGCAACGCCACCGCGGACUAGGCGAAAAAUCUAGUAUCAAGAUCUUAGCUUAGGCGAGGAUGCAGUUUCGCCUAACCAGCAGGUAUCUUGAUCUAUCCAAUUUCCUGGACCAGGACGUCCCCAGCGUGGCGUCUUAACUCGGACAUCAACGAAAAGGUAGAAGCCACAGAUUGUGGACAUCGUAGGUCGUUCUAGACGGAUACUGAGAUUGCUAUCAAUUCCCGACCCGAGAUUUCCGAUAUACGGCCGUGCUGACAAAUUCAGUCACUGUACGGAGUAUGAGGGGGUUAUUAGUGAGAUGGCCGUAUGAAUCAUAGAAGGGGGGGUUAAAAGUAGCAGAGCAGACAUAUUCACUGAAUACAUACCUAAGGGGGCGAGAUAGCUAGCACACAAGUGUUGAUAUCACAGCAAUCAAAAUGGCAGCCCUUGACCUAUCUCUGCCUACCGUCCUUCUCAUCAUCGACAACCACGCAGCCUUCGACAACGAAGCCUACUGGGGCAAGAGAUCAAAUCCGCAGUACAAGGAGAAUGUCACCGCGCUCAUAAAAGCAUUCCGGGAUGCGCACGCGCGAAACCCCCAUAUCGAGGUCAUCCACAUCGGCCAUUCGUCCACUAACGUCAAGAGUGUCCUGCACCCCUACCAUCCAGACGGUGGUCCGGCCUUCUACCCGUUCACCGAGCCUAUCCCUGACGAGCUGGUCUUCUGGAAGAACGUGAACUCGGCCCUGGUCGGAACCGACUUGGAGAAGACGCUGAGGGCCAAGGGCGUGAGGCAGCUGCUGCUCCUGGGCCUGACGGCGGAACACUGCGUAUCUACCACGACUCGUAUGGCGGCGAACCUGGGCGUUACAAACGCCCCAGACGGCAGCACAGAUGGCCGGGUUAUCCUGGUUGAAGAUGCUACUGCCUCGUUCCCCUGCGGGCGGUUUGAUGCAGAUACCGUCCAUGGCGUCUCGGUUGCAACGCUGAAGGAGUUCGCGGAGGUGGUUCAGACGGCCGAUGUUUUGAGAGACUUGCAGCCGCUGCUGUCGUGA
Messenger RNA from Trichophyton rubrum CBS 118892, 2271 nucleotides. RefSeq lists its product as uncharacterized. NCBI's taxonomy places the organism in Eukaryota, Fungi, Ascomycota, Eurotiomycetes, Onygenales, Arthrodermataceae. The coding region runs from base 1654 to 2271 and encodes 205 amino acids. The record is from RefSeq and is a predicted model, not a curated record. The transcript has a single exon.